This is a messenger RNA of Orcinus orca (killer whale), 1405 nucleotides long. RefSeq names its product T-cell surface glycoprotein CD3 gamma chain. The transcript has 7 exons. Gene Ontology annotation, biological process: cell surface receptor signaling pathway; positive thymic T cell selection. Gene Ontology annotation, cellular component: external side of plasma membrane; alpha-beta T cell receptor complex; membrane. NCBI's taxonomy places the organism in Eukaryota, Metazoa, Chordata, Mammalia, Artiodactyla, Delphinidae. Gene Ontology annotation, molecular function: transmembrane signaling receptor activity. Bases 76 to 612 code for a protein of 178 amino acids. The record is from RefSeq and is a predicted model, not a curated record.
AUACGCUAGCACAGGCUGGCUGGCUGGCUGCUAGGGGCUGCUCAGUACUUCUGCGGGAGAAGAACAGAGGCUGCUAUGGAGCAGGGGAAGCGUCUGGCUGGCCUCAUCCUGGCUAUCACUCUUCUUCAAGGUACUGUGGCACAGUUGAAUGAAGUAAAAGUGGAUGACAAUCAAGAAGAUGGUUCAGUAAUUCUGACUUGUGACAUGAAUGAAAAUGUUAUCAGAUGGUUUAAAGAUGAGGUGGAAAUAAGUCCUGUAAACACAAGUAAAAAGACUUGGAAUCUUGGAAGUAGUACCAAGGACCCUCGAGGGAUAUAUUGGUGUCAAGGAUCAAAGAACCGUUCAAAACCACUCCAAGUAUAUUAUAGAAUGUGUCAGAACUGCAUUGAGCUGAAUUUAGCCACUGUGUCUGGCUUUAUCUUCGCUGAAAUCAUCAGCAUUUUCCUCCUUGCUGUUGGGGUCUACUACAUUGCGGGACAGGAAGGAGUUCGCCAGUCAAGAGCUUCAGACAAGCAGACACUGUUGUCCAAUGACCAGCUCUAUCAGCCCCUUAAGGAAAGGGAAGAUGACCAAUACAGCCACCUUCAAGGAAACCAUUUGAGGAAGAAUUGAGCCCAGAACUCAGAGUAGAUUUGCCUUUUCUGGAUGAAUGGAGUCAUACAAUAUGCUGCUCUGGACAUUCUCUUACAAGUCUUCGUGUGGACAUAUGUUUUCAUUUGUCUGGGUUGAUAUCUAGGAGUGAAGGAUUGCUGGGUUGUAUGGUAAAUUUAUGUAUAACAUUUUAAGAAACUGCCAGUUUGCCAAACUUGCUGUUCCAUUUUACAUUCCCACCGGCGAUGGAUGAAUGAGGUUCCUGUUUCUCCACAUCUUCACAAAUAUUUGUUACUAUCUUUUUUAGUAUAGCCAUUCUAGUAGAUGUAAAAUAGUGUCUUAUUGUGGCUUUAAUUUGCAUUCCCUAACGACUAACGAUGUUGAACAUCUUUUCAUGUGCUUAUUAGCUAUGCUUAUCAUAUCUUUAGUGAAGCGUGUGUUCAAAACUUUUUUUUAAUUAAGUUGUUUUUCUUCUUACUAUUGAACUGUAAAAGUUCUUAUAUAUUUUUGAAUACAAGUCUUUUAUCAGCUACAUGAUUUGCAAAUAUAUCUACCAGUCUGUGACUUGUCUUUUCAUUUUCUUAGUGGUGUCUUUUGAAGUGCAAGAGUUUUUAAUUUUGCUGAAGUCUGUUUUAUCCAUUUUUUUAAUGGAUUGUGCUUUUAGUGUCAUGUCUAAGAAAUCCUUGCCAAACCCAAGGCCACAAAGAUUUCUCAUAUGUCUUGUUUUUACAGUUUUAUUUCUAACAAUAAAUGUCAUUUUGAACAUUAAGACUAUUUGUAACAAAUACAAAUAAAUGGAAUUGUAGGACCAUAA